Messenger RNA from Striga hermonthica, 570 nucleotides. The record is from the annotation of a GenBank genome assembly. NCBI's taxonomy places the organism in Eukaryota, Viridiplantae, Streptophyta, Magnoliopsida, Lamiales, Orobanchaceae.
AUGGAAAUCGCAAUGGCGUUGAAGGCGACCGAGCUCAGAUUGGGAUUGCCGGGCACCGACGACGAAUGCGUUUUUCCCGGCAAGAACAACAAGCGAGCCUCGCCGGAGACGGCGGAGGUUAAUAUCAGCAACGGUUCUAAAGGAAUUUCCGUCAAAUCGGGCGAGACCGAGUCGACUUCGCCAGCUCCCAAGGCCCAGAUAGUGGGGUGGCCGCCGGUGAAGUCCUACCGGAAAAACAAUGUACAAGCAAAGAAGAGUGAGAAUGAGUGGGGGAUGUUUGUGAAGGUGAGCGUGGAUGGGGCGCCAUUCUUGAGAAAGAUCGAUCUGAAGCUCUACACUGGAUAUGCGGAGCUGCUCGAGGCUCUGGAGGCCAUGUUCAAGCUCACCAUAGGCGAGUACUCGGAAAGGGAAGGGUACAAAGGAUCUGAAUAUGCGCCGGCGUAUGAAGAUAAAGAUGGUGACCUGAUGCUGGUGGGGGAUGUUCCAUGGGAAAUGUUUAUGUCAAGUUGCAAGAGGUUGAGGAUCAUGAGAGGCGCAGAAGCCAGAGGAUUGGGUUGUGCUUCUCUGUGA